AUGACCACUCGACCUGUCCCCGACAUCAUCCCAGAGAUCAAAAAGUGGCUCGAUGCCAACUUGGAAAAGAUCACCUCAUUCUGGCUACACGCUGACUGGCGAGGCUGGGCUCGAUUCGAUCUGUACGCGCAUCUCGCAAAGGGCAUGUGCCGGGAAGUCAGGCCAGAUCACCCUAGAUGGGACUACGUUGUCUCCCAUAGCGUUCGUGUAUGGGGAGAGAACGACCCCGAGGUGGACCUGACAGUGGAACCUGCUGCCAACCAGAACCUGGACAACGUGGCUAUUUGGAUUUGCACCGCAACCCCCGGUGAGAACGACACCAGCUUUCCAAAUUUUGUCGAGAAAUUUCAGCGAGAGUGGAAGUUGGUUCAGGAUCUUACUAAGAAGACUGGCGGUAGCGAUGGCGAUUUCCAAGGCGGGAAGCUCCUCUUUCUUGGAAUCGGGGAGAAGGCAUACGAUGAAGAGGAAUUGGCCUUUGGCGAUCUUAAGCCGCAGUACUUUGGUUUUGGGGGCAGGACUGAGUAUGAGGUCGCUGUCUACAUGUACUAUCUAUGGCUUGACCUUCCAGUGGGGGAGUCAUGA
This is a messenger RNA of Fonsecaea erecta, 582 nucleotides long. RefSeq lists its product as hypothetical. NCBI's taxonomy places the organism in Eukaryota, Fungi, Ascomycota, Eurotiomycetes, Chaetothyriales, Herpotrichiellaceae. The record is from RefSeq and is a predicted model, not a curated record. The coding region runs from base 1 to 582 and encodes 193 amino acids. The transcript has a single exon.